Molecule: messenger RNA, 2091 nt
Organism: Helianthus annuus (common sunflower)
Lineage: Eukaryota; Viridiplantae; Streptophyta; Magnoliopsida; Asterales; Asteraceae
Exons: 6
Coding region: 1646-1975 (109 amino acids)
Source: RefSeq, a predicted model, not a curated record
GUUCCCUCCCAAACCCCCUGAAUUUCUUCCGCCUAAACCUAUCCCCAAAUUUAAAACUUGCAACACCAAAUUUCUUUUCCACCCUAAUUUUGUAGUGCCUCCAGAUUUCUACAAAAAAAUAACAAUAUCAUAUUAAAUCCAAACCUUUUCUACGCCAUAACCCAUUACAAGCUUUUCAUCACACAUCGUUGAUGAAGACGGCGAUCGUUGAUGGAAACUAUUUAGAGGUCAAAUACACAAUUGAUUUAGAGAUCUAUGAUGGAUGUAAACGACAAGUUGAUUCAGAAAUCGUAAGUGCGUCUUUUUUCUGAAGGUUAUCUCGGAUUGCUUUCUAAUCAAGUAUGGUAUGUCAAUUUCCGAGUUUUGACUACUUGUUAUGUUUAGAUCGGUUGGUGUCAUUGUCAAUAAUGUUUACAUUAAGGCUAGUUUUUCAACUGUUUAUUGGUACCUUGCAGUAGGGAGGGCAAAAAGCUUAAUUUUGUAAUGGAAUUAGGAAUUUCGAUUAAUUUUUAAGCAACUGAUAUAGAAACUGAUGAUUAUUUGAUUGAGUUACAUAUUAUUCACAUCACUUUUGCAACUAACUUUCUAUUAUCUGGGCAAAAUGGAUUCUUUAAUGACAUAAGCUUAGUGCAUGCCAGGUGUUUGAUGUUUUGUCAAAUGAAAACUGAUGAUUCAACAUGAUCAUACCAAUUUGACAUAUAAUAUUCACCAGUACCACUAGUUUAUAAAAAAAAAACAAUCUGAGUCUAGAGAAUACCGAAAAUCGAAUAUGGGUAGUUUACUCAUACUAUAGAGCAAGAUAAAUAUAAUUUGGAACAGUUAGGCUUCUUACUAUAAUUAUGUGGAUUUAAUUAUCUUUUUUCUUGUCAACUGUUAUCGUAAAACAUAGAUUCCAUAUAGUAAAGAGCUGCAUUAUAAGCUAUUUUCUAAAUCCAAUGCCACACAUUUAGUUUCUAAACUUCUAGUUUAAUUUAUAUCAAACAUUUGGUGAAGCAUUCUCCAUGUCGUAUGCUUAUGCUUCUACUAAGGUUGCUGUUACAGAGGUAACUAGGAAGGGAUGCCAGCAUGGGGACGUACACACUUAUUCUCGGAUGUGACUGGUCUUACAAAAUGCUUAUUUUUGGAAUUAAAAACAAAGAGAAAGAAGAGCGAGGUUGUAAAGACUCAGACAACGUUAGGGAAAGCCCUGGUGCAUUCGAUAGUUUGUACAGCGAACUACCAGAAAUCUUGUUUAUUCAAAGAUGUGAACUUCUAUGUCCUGAUAGCCAAGGUGCUCCUACGGUUAGGGGUAUAGGCCGUGUUUAUCCUACUACUGAGAGGAUUAUGCAUAAUUGCCUGAUGAUAGAUGGUUUUGUCAAAGUUCAAGUAGAGUUGAAGAAGGUUGCGGAUUGAACCGUCUCUUGCCUGAUUCAUGUAGUAGACUGUUUGGAAGAUGCAAAAGAAUGCUUUAUUUGCUGGUCUGUUAAAUCAAUAAAGAGUUUAAACAAAGAUUCUCCUCAAAGUGUAGAACCAUCUCACCAUUCUAUGGGUACACUUUAUAGACUGCAAGUCGUUUUUAAUAUAUAUCAUUAUUUUUAUAAAAAACAAUCUGUUUUGCUAAUGUUGUUUGAGACAACAUCUGCUCACCAACAACAAACGAUUCCAGAUGAAAGAAUUGGGUAUCAAAUAUACUCGUAUGCAUUACAAGAGGAGGAGGCUUUUAAUUGAUUGCUCGCUGAUAAACAAUUUUCUCAUAAUACAACCAAGCAUGUUCCUUUUGUUGGGAAAUAAAACCUCAAUGGUUCGUCAAAGUGAAAUUGACGAGUUUGUAGAGUGUACUUUAAAGGCGUCUAUUUCAGUUUUGGUGGUUGGAAGGACGACAAGGAUGAAUGGAGUGGCAAAGGAAUUCAAGCCAGUGAGUGCUGUUGAGAGCUUUGUGGUUAUUGGGGUGGAUAAAGGAGGUUGCACAAAGUCAAGGAGUUUUUUGGAUGGUUGAUUUUAUUUGUGCUAAACUGAAUGAUAGGAUGUUUUUUCUAUGUUAAAUUGAAUGUUUUAGACUAAUGGGUUAACAUGGAUGCUUUAGCUAUUUAUAACAUGGUUCAUUGUUUGUUA